Messenger RNA from Tachysurus fulvidraco (yellow catfish), 2083 nucleotides. RefSeq lists its product as uncharacterized. Gene Ontology annotation, molecular function: double-stranded DNA 3'-5' DNA exonuclease activity; phosphoric diester hydrolase activity; DNA-(apurinic or apyrimidinic site) endonuclease activity. The record is from RefSeq and is a predicted model, not a curated record. NCBI's taxonomy places the organism in Eukaryota, Metazoa, Chordata, Actinopteri, Siluriformes, Bagridae. The transcript has 3 exons. Gene Ontology annotation, cellular component: nucleus. Gene Ontology annotation, biological process: base-excision repair. The coding region runs from base 126 to 1586 and encodes 486 amino acids.
GCUGAGUGUACAUAGGAAGUUCCUAACAUCUGAGCUACAGAGAGCCUGCCUUCAUAAACUGGUGUUAGAUUCCUAUCAUCCUCAUUUGAUUUCCCGAUUUCUUCAGAUUUUGAAGGUCGCUAAUAAUGACACAAUCAAGUCUCCAUUUUGUCUCCUGGAACACAAAUGGUAUUAAAGAUACCACUAGGGCACCACAAAAGUUCUCAAAAUUGUUGAUCAGCCUCAGCAACCUUCAAGCUGAUGUUGCCUUUAUACAAGAGACACAUGUUGGGACAAACAAUUACCAAAUCUUGGAAGAUGUUCCAGGUUGGAGAUCCUACUUCACUGUGCACAGCUCUCGCAGCAAAGGAGUCGCUAUACUGAUAAGAGACAGUGUAGUGUUUGAGUACAUAUGUCAUGAUGAGGAUUAUAGUGGAGGUUACAUUGUGCUCUUCUGUAAAAUAUCUGGUGAACUAUACACACUGGUUAAUGUGUACAAUCAUAAAGUAGACAGAAAUGUCUUGGGUAGACUGAAAGAGUAUUUGAUGGAAACAGCUGAAGGUGUGCUAGUGGUUGGAGGUGAUUUCAACACAGUUUUACAUCCCAGCUUUGAUCAAAGAUCAAAUUCUGAAGCAACGCAUUCACCCCUGAGAGCUUUUGUAGAAGAUUUUACAUUUUCUCUUAAUCUCAGAGACAUCUGGUCAUACAAACACCCUACUGAUGAAGGCUUUACAAGAUGUCAGAAUGAUAGUUACUCCAGGUUAGACAUGUUUUUCCUUCCAGAUAACAAAAUGGGACGAGUGGCUAAUAUUAAUGUAGCACACAAUGAAGCUGAAGUACAGGGCUUUUCUGAUCAUUAUCCUCUUAUAGUAGAACUCACAGUUCAGCGCAGACCUAAAACAAUCCUCCCAGAAGUUGCCUCAGCGUUGCCUGAGCCUUUUACAUACAUACCUGACAGAAGACCAGGGAAGAUUAGUGGGGCAGAAAUACUGAGUGCCAUUAAGUCUUUGACCAACGUAGGAGAGCACUCACUUGAUAAUGAUGUGAAACACUAUAAAAAGCAACAAUGUCAACUGUCUGAAACCUUAAAAACUGAAUACAAUACACUGAUAAAGAACAAAGAUGUAGGAGAAAUCUGCAGCUUUAAUGUUAAGUAUUUGAUAUUCUCACAGAUUUUAGCAAAGCGUCUCAGUGAGUCCAUUUCCCCUUCUUUCAAGGAAAAGAUAGAGACAAAUCUUGAUCCAUUUAUCACUGUGACAUUUGAGACAGGCCCACAGAAAAUCAAGUGGUCUUUCCUUGAGACAAAGCUCAAGAACUUUUCUGACCUCACACUGGAGUUAGACAUGCUGGAUUACUUGCUCUCUAAAGAACAAGACUCUUCUGAACUCAGACUGUUGAAGCCUGGGUGUCCACUCACCAAAUUUAUCUUCAGUCUGGCUCUAAAUGAGCUAGAAGCCUUAGUUUUAAGUAACUUCGGUAAGGCCACUGUUUGCCAUCAAAGACAGGUUCUGCGCAUACAUACAACGUCAGUCACACCGGAGUUUGUUGAUGUUUUUGUUAUUUUUUUCAAAGACAUUUCAGGACUUACAAUACGCAUCUUAACUUAAAAUAAAUACUCCAACACUGACUCGUACUCAUUACACAUUUACUCAAAUUCAUUACAAAUCUCAAAGUCUUUUCUUUCAUUUAGACAAUGAUUGUAUGCUGUAUACAAAGUGUACAUUGUGUUGUGUUUAGGGGAUUUAGGUUCCAAUUCUGCUGAUGGCAAAGGUUUUCCUCUGUUUUCAAACUUUACAUUUCCUUUUUAUCUCAAUUUAUUUCUCUUAAUGAAUUUUAGGAGAAACUUGACAAAUGCCUAAAACUGAUGUGUAGAUGACUCUUUGUUAUUAUAAAACGUGUCUAUGGAAAGAAAAUAUGUGUAUGUGUGUACUGUAUGUGAGUGAGUGUGUGUGUACGUGUCAGAGAGAGAGAGAGAGAGAAUUAAGGAGUAUACAAUAUAGAACUUCUCCACUCCUAAUAUAAGUGUACUAAUAAAUAACAGUAUCAGAAUAUUUUAUUGAACUCCUCGGGGGAAUUUGUAACUAUUUAAUCCCAGGGUGUGCAG